CAAAAUGGAGAUUCUGGUGCGUGAUUUUCGUGAUUUUAUCAUGCAUUGAUCGUUUACUGUUUGCGUGUUGAAUAAUACGCGAGGAAAAUGGGUGCCAAAGAUUCCAAACCGUGUUGUAUAACCUAUGAAGAUGCUGUCAAGCAGGUUACCGCGUCGGAGUUCAAGCGUCUACAGGACGCGUUCAAGCGCGCGUCUACGCUAUCCGGUUACAUGACGCAGCAGACGUUCGUCCGCGAGGUGAUGGGCGACGGAGUCCCCCCAAAACUCGCCGAGACUGCUUCCUUAAACAACGAGAAGGUGAGCUAUGAGGACUUCCACGAGUGGCUGCAGCUUCACGAGGAUGCGACGGCCGUCACCAGGUGGCUGCUCAAGGAACCGACGAGCGUCGCGCUAACCAAUGACAGCGAGACGCCCACCUUCUACCAGACGCUGGCCGGAGUCACGCACCUUGAAGAGUUGGACAUCAUCGAGCUGGAGAAGCGCUACUGGCUGCUCAAGGGAAACUCGAAGACAGGAAAGUUCGAUCUCGACACCUUCACGCCGCUCGUGUCGCCGCCAGUGCCAUCUAGUGUCUGCAAAGGCUUCUUCGAUGCGUUUGACGAGAAUCGUGACAACCACAUCGACUUCAAGGAGAUGGCCUGUGGCAUAUCAGCUUGUUGCCGCGGCCCGGAGCUAGAACGACACAAGUUCUGCUUCAAGAUCUUCGACGCCGACCAGGCGAACCGGUUGUCACGGCAACAGCUCGUCGACAUGCUGUCGGCCAUGAUGGCCGUGGAGCAGGAGAGUCCGUACGCGGAGAUGCCGGCGGGCACCGAGGCGAACGCUAGCGCCCUCGCCGACGAGCUGCUGCGUGAGUACGACGCAAACAACGGAGCGUACCUCUCCCGCGAAGACUACCUGGUGUGGACGCUGCACCGGCAGCUGCCGAACGCAUUCCUGCGGCUGCUCUUCCAGGUGUGCCACGUCGUGCUCGGCCUGAAGCCAAGCUGCAAGGACGAGGAGCAGGAGAUCAUCAGCGAGUGGGUCGCGCGCGAGGACCGCCGCGGCAUGCAGAAAAGCUACACGGCGCAGUCGGACAACCCGAACGUCGUCGCCACCAACUUCACGCCCGUGUCACGCGACGACGCCGCCAGCGUCAGCUCGAUGGGCAGCGCGGAGACGCUCGUUAGCACCGGAGGAGGAGGAGGAGGAGGAGGCGGGGUACACAGUCGCUCGUCGUCUCCCGCUCUCAUCGCCGCCGCCGCGUCGCCCGUGUUCGAGGUGUGUCUGCUUUCGUUCCAGAACGGCUGCCUGCAGCUGGCUUCCUCUACGUCGUCCGCGUCGCUCCCCGCCGCCACCGCCGUGAUGAGGGCGCCGGCGUCGAUCCCGCAAAAACCCGGCGCCAUCGACAACACGCCGCUCGUCGUGCCCAACACGCAGAAGGUAAUGAUGCUAACGAGCGAGGGCGGGAAGCUGCGACGCUCGCCACUGCUCGCGCCCGCACGUGACUUCCAGCUCGUCCCCGAACCCGUCUGGAAGACGCUCUCCCAGUGGUACGGUGGCUCCCCCGCGCUGCCACGAACUGUGAUACCCUCGAGCGUGAGGAACCCGAUAGCAGAGCUGGAGCUACAUCCGAUCUCGCUGCGACUCCUGCGGCACCAGGCGGCGGCCAAGCCGAUCGGCCCCGUGUCCUGGCAUGGUAUGGCAGGUAGCUUCGCUGCCGUUAACAUGUUUGCAGACGCGCCGGGGUACAACCCGCCCGCGCCGGUGCCGCCGCGCCGCUACCUGGCCUACAUGGCGGCCUUCAGCCGAUGGACGAGCGUGAGACAGCUGUACGAGUUCCUGUGUUCGCGCCUGCGCAUACGCUACGAGGACAUGAGGCUGUGGAAGUUCAUGGACGAGAACACGAUGGAGUUACUGGAGGAAGAGGAGGUGAAUCUAGUGGAUCUCGAAAUCGAUGACAACCAGCAGAUUCUCAUAGAGGUGAGGAACAAGGACCUGACGUGGCCCGAGGAGCUCUCGAACCUCGCCAAGAAUCGCGCGAGCCGCAAGCUGUCGGGAGGGGGCGCCACCGAGCGCGGCGCGACAGGCCUGAACAACCUCGGCAACACCUGCUUCCUCAACUCCGCGCUGCAGUGUGUUAGCAACACGCGGCCGCUCACGCAGUACUUCAAGCAGAAUCUGCACCUAUACGAACUAAACAGGUGCAUCCGCAACGACGUCUACUUCCUGUCGAGUCAGAAGAGCCGGCCAAGCCUGUUCGGGUUCCCGCUGAUCCUGCCAUGCCACGAGUACACGACGCAGCAGGAGCUGUACCAGUGCGUGUGGACGCAGGUGGGCCGGCUCGUCAGCCCGCUGCCGCCUAACGAGCACGGCGUGCUUAAUCACGCACUCGACUGCGACGACAGCCUCGGCUACGAGUACCCGUUCAUCCUGAAGGCGGUGCAGCGCGACGGCUUCACGUGCGCCUGGUGCCCGUGGUUCCGCUUCUGCCGCGGCUGCAAGAUCGAGUGCUGCGAUGCGGACUUCUGCCGAGCGAGCGCGUACGUCGCCGUCGACUGGGACCCGACCGCGCUGCACCUACGCUACCAGGCGUCGCUCGAGCGGGUGUUUGUGGACCACGGCAGCGUGGAGCAGUCGCGGCGGCUGCAGACGGAGCCGAUCGACCUCGCCACCUGCCUGCAGGCGUUCACCAAGUGGGAGGAGCUGGGAGAGGACGAGCUCUACUACUGCUCCAAGUGCCGGCAGCACCGACUCGCGCAGAAGAAACUCGACUUGUGGCGACUGCCGCCCGUGCUGGUGAUUCACUUGAAGCGGUUCCAGUUCGUGAACGGCCGCUGGGUUAAGUCGCACAAGAUCGUCAAGUUCCCGCCACGCGACCUUGAUCCGUCGUCGUUCCUCGCUCCCCGGGCGAGGGCGCUGUCGCUGAGCCGGGCGAACACGAUCGAGGAGACGCAGCUUCCCAACGGCAACGUGCACCCGCAGCCAGACACAAGCAAUUUGUUCCAGGAUCAGUAUUACCAUUGGGUGCACCGCGGCGCCGACACGACCACACCCAACUAUGACCUCUACGCGAUAGCCUGUCACACGGGCAUCCUCGGCGGGGGCCACUACGUCUGCUACGCGAAGAAUCCGAACAACAAGUGGUACUGCUACAACGACUCCAGCUGUAAGGAGACCACGAUGGAGCAGGUGGACGGCGACUCGGCGUACAUCCUGUUCUACGAGCGAGCGGGGCUCGGCUACGAGCGAUACCAGCCGGACGUCUCCGGCCUGCAGCCGCAGUGCCCCGACCCCGAGAGCGACUUCGACUCGGACUACCGCAAGAACUGCUGCGUCCAGUAGCCCCCGCCGCCACCUGGUGUGGGACCGCACCCAGGCGGCGUCCCCUGGUGUCAAACUGUGCCCUGGUGGAGCGCCCUGGUGUCAAACUGCGCCCAGCUGGUGUCGAACUGCGCCCAGACAGCGCACCCUGGUGUCAAACCACACUGGAGCAGAGCCCUGUGGUGUUUAUCCUCGCUGGAGUAGUGCCCCCUGGUGUCGAGCCGUACCGGAGCAGUGCCCCCUGGUCUCGAUGUGGUCCACGUUGCUCAUUUUUUUCCGUGGCGAUCGUUCAAGUCGUGUCCUCGUGCGUCAGCUUGUGUUGUGUUGUUUUGCUUGUAUAUUUGUACGUAAAAGCGUAUGUAAUCAGCCAAAGUUGAGUUA
Messenger RNA from Priapulus caudatus, 3684 nucleotides. Its product is annotated as ubiquitin carboxyl-terminal hydrolase 32-like. Gene Ontology annotation, biological process: protein deubiquitination. Gene Ontology annotation, molecular function: calcium ion binding; cysteine-type deubiquitinase activity. Lineage: Eukaryota; Metazoa; Priapulida; Priapulimorpha; Priapulimorphida; Priapulidae. Bases 88 to 3324 code for a protein of 1078 amino acids. The transcript has 23 exons. The record is from RefSeq and is a predicted model, not a curated record. Gene Ontology annotation, cellular component: Golgi apparatus.